AAACAACUGGAUCUGUGCAGGAGUUAGCAGCUGAUGUUCCCCCCCCUCCCAUGGGACAAUUUGUGAAAUGCUGGGGAUCCUGCUGGAUCUUCUCCGCAUGAAUGUGGCACCUUUAGCCAUCUUUCAGAUGCUCCGCUCCAUGUGUGCUGGACAGAGACUCAGUUCUGAAGCCACUUCUGAAUCAGCACGAGAGCCCCCAAUUGUCUCUGCCAAGACCAGUAAAAUCCCUGCACCACUUUCACUUUCCUCUGUCCUUCGAGCUCCACGAAUAAGAGUCACUAAGGCUGUGGUCUACAGUCCUGCUGCAGCUUGCGCGCCUCUCUCUCAAGGUCCCCCUGGCUCUUUCCAGUUUUCUUGCUGCCUGUUCUCUCCUUUUGCAGGGAGAACCAGAACCAUUGCUGCGACGACUGGAACCCAGCCUGUAUCAGAUCAUAGUAACCGGGAAGGAUCUAUUCAACGAGUACCUCGGCAACCAAGUGCCAGCAGGCUGCAGAAAACUGGGAAGAGUGCAUAGCUGUGUUUGAAGGGAUGUGUGGUUCCAGGUUUGCUGUGAAAUUGUACAGUGGCAAAUAUAACUAGUCAAGAAUAGUAAUAUUGCAAAAUGUCAUAUACAGCUUAUUUCAGAAAACCAUUUUACGUAAAUGAAGUGGAAGUUGCUUGCUACAUAAUACUAAUAAAAAUCCAAGUGAACCUA
This is a messenger RNA of Pogona vitticeps (central bearded dragon), 694 nucleotides long. NCBI's taxonomy places the organism in Eukaryota, Metazoa, Chordata, Lepidosauria, Squamata, Agamidae. The record is from RefSeq and is a predicted model, not a curated record.